This is a messenger RNA of Daphnia magna, 3169 nucleotides long. RefSeq lists its product as uncharacterized. Bases 161 to 2974 code for a protein of 937 amino acids. The transcript is spliced from 2 exons. NCBI's taxonomy places the organism in Eukaryota, Metazoa, Arthropoda, Branchiopoda, Diplostraca, Daphniidae. The record is from RefSeq and is a predicted model, not a curated record.
AAGUGAGAUGCAGCAAAGAGGUUCGUUUCUUUUCUCGUUGAAACCUCGAAUGAUCAACAUCAAUAUUAGGCGUCUCCUUCUUCAUCUGUUUUUUUUAAAGGUCUAUUCAAAUGUAGUCGUCAUUUUGUUUCGUUUGUGACACUGGACACAAGUUCAACGAAUGAUGUUUGGACUUUUUAACGUAACGCUGAUUGGGGCGUUGAUGCUCGUCACUAACAUACAAGUCUCCGAUUCUUUUGACUGGCAAAGAGAAUUUGAUUUCCAAGAUGGCGUCAAUAUUUACUUAAAUGGAAACAAACAAUCAACAGGGAAUCAAAAAGAGCAGCGACAGAAGCGAACUAGUACCGUUACGACAACUGUUGAUGCAAAGUUUACCGUGCAGCUGAUUGUGAGUGUUGAUCCAGUUACAGGACAAGCGAGUCUACAACAGAUUAACGGUGGACGAUACACAGCGCCACAUCCGAACGCGAGACAUUGUCAAGGCAGGCAAUGUAACUAUUCCUUGUCAUUUCAAACAGUAGACUCACCUGCAAUCAGCAAAAGUCAAUCGAAAACGACAGCCGAUGAAAAGGUAAACACUCAAAAUGAUAAACGUGUAACGGCUGCACCCCGCUAUUUGAAUAAGCCAGUGAUAAAUAGCACGUCGGCGAGUAGGAUAACAGUUCGCUACCCGUUACCUACAUCACCAUCGAGAAAGCAGAUAGUUAACAGAACCCGAACAGUAAAUGGCGAAUGGGCCCGUAGAACGUCAGCUCGCAAGCCAAGUGUCCAAACUACUACAGCCCGUAAUCCGACUAAUGCUAAAGAAGAUCUCCUUUUACUGAAAUCAAGUGAUAAUGGUGACUACAAUCAAUCACGAGCCGAAGAACCAGACAAUCUAUUCCAUCAGAAGCAAAACGAAACUGAUUCGAACGGCAACCGUAAGAGUCAACCAACGAGCCAUGAUUCCGUUGCUAAUUAUUCGGAUAAAAACGGCGAUGUGGUACAGUCAUCUCCAUUUAAUGAAUCGAUUUUUAGGGAUUCUGAGAAACCCAUCACGAUAUACUCAGACGAUAUCCUGAGUCAAACGACCAGCCCUGAAUCCAUUACUACGCAACCCGAAGCAGAAGAAGACAACUUAAACCCGGAUCGAAAUUACGCUGGUUCCAAUCUGGUUCCGCAAGCCUUGGAACGCAGAGCUAAUUUUGAAGUCCAAAUCAAUCCGAGAACUAAGCAAAUAGUCAACAUUCGUGUGCCUACAAUGAAGCCAAAUAGCAAACCAGUCGGGCCGUCUCACGAGUACAAAGACUCGAGAAAAAUGGAGACAACACCAACCGACUCUUCUAGAAAACACGAAGAGUUUCAUUGGCAACAUAGAGACGGUUAUCAAGUCCAAAUAAACCCUAAAACAGAUCAAGUAGGUAAAUCAGCUGUCAGGCCUCACGUAGAGUAUGAACAUUCUAGUGCUGAGAAACCAGUGACACCUGCAUCGGGAGCUUUGCCACAAACCUACACCAAACACGAAGAGCUUCCUUGGUUACAGAGAGAUCAUCACCAAGUCCAAAUAGACCCCAAAACGGGACCAGUGGUCGAUAUCCGCACGCAAACUCCUACAACGACAAGCCCCACAUCUUAUUAUGAAAGUCCUAGCGCCCAAACACAAGAGCGACCUGCUGUUCGGACGCAAAUGGUAACUAGAGAAGCACCUUUACCACUACCGUUUUAUUACAGAAAGCAAAUGAUCAGCCGUGAUCCUGACCAAGUCACGAAAGAAAGUGAAACGGUCCAAACGACGACAAACUCUUACUCGACACCCCAGCCUCUUAGAGAGCCCAACGAGUUGCCAUGGCAACAGAGAGAUGGCUUUGAAGUUCAAAUGAAUCCCAUCACAAAAGAAGUUGUUAAUGUCCGAAUUGUGCAACAUUCACGCUACGUUCCCGAUAACAUUCACGUUGAACAAGCAACGGUUCAGGACAGCGUCACGCAACCAACUACUGGACCUACAUUGGUUUUUGAAACUCGUCGAGAUCCAGGUGUGUUCCUACAGCAACACGAAGGCGAUGACAUAAUUCAAACGAAUGAGACACAAUCAAACACCACUCCAAUCACGUUGAAAACAACGAACAGCCAAAAAGGGGAUGGUGAGAAAGACGAAUCAUUUCCUACACCCGAUUUGAAUUCUAAAGUGAAUUUACCGACACGAGAAGUGCCCGAUUUCAGUGUUCCAGUAAAUGGCAGCCACAUGACGACUACUGUUGUUCCAAUAGCUGAACUUUCCGAAGAAGAUUUUCCUUGGGAACAGAGAGAUGAUUACGAAGUUCAAGUUGAUCCGAAAACAAAACAAAUUGUAAACAUUCGUCUGCAAACGACCACAACAGCACACACUCCGAUUUCUAAAUCGAUACACUUUGACGAUGCUAACGAUCCUGAUGGAGAUCGUGUUCGAUCUCAAACUAGAGAUCGUACGCGAACGUUUGAAAUCAGUGAAUUUGUUACACUCGACGAUGAACAUGAUGACGUCUCUGUGGAACUUUCCGGAAAUGUUCGCAAUUCGAAUAGCAAAAUCCAAACGUUGGUCCUUCCUCGACGAAAGGACGUCGGAGGACAUGCCGCCCGGAUAGACGAUGAACUGCUGGAUGAUGGUCAGAGAUCACGCAUCGCUGUUUUGGCCGUCCCGAAUCCGAACGAGGAUGCCAUCCGGAAGGCGGUGAGCCGCUCACGAACGAAAAUGCGUAGGCCUAUUUUUAGCCAUUCUGACGCCGACGGCGUUCUUUAUUUCCGCUAUGCCGACGAUCUGUGGGAACAGCUGGAAGUAGAACAGUUUCAUCGUGACGCAAAAUUGGUUUUAAUCGACGACAACAGCUGGAUUGCUUCUAGACGUGGGCGUGGAAGGGAUUCUCCUUAUUUCUAUUACAGUCACAGUUCAAGCGUAUUGUUUAGUUUGUCGUGUUAUCCAGCGUUGCUAGUAGCAUGUCUUGUCUUUUUAAUUUCAUAGUUUUCAAUUAUGAAUAUUCCUUGUUACGCGUCUCAAUCUAUACGCCAUUGUAUUAAAGACAUGUUCUUAAAAAUUAAUAUAUUCUCGUUGGAACGAUUUGAUUUCAAAGCAGACGUAACUCUAAUGUAUGAACGUUUUAUGAAAUGAUUGAUAUAUUUAUGUAUUAUGCAUGAAAAUAUACUGCUGGAACUAUGA